Molecule: messenger RNA, 1386 nt
Organism: Rhizoctonia solani
Lineage: Eukaryota; Fungi; Basidiomycota; Agaricomycetes; Cantharellales; Ceratobasidiaceae
Exons: 4
Coding region: 1-1386 (461 amino acids)
Source: RefSeq, a predicted model, not a curated record
AUGGCUUAUAACACCUCGACAGGCGACCUCUUUGAAGGCCAUCUGCCUCUAUACAAAGAAAGUACAAAAAACGCAUGCGAGUUGUUUCCACAAGCUAAUACUAUUCCUUCGACAAGCUUAACCCAACCGGAGUUACCAGCCGCCACAUUGAAUCAGACCUUGCCAUCGAUUAUCGUAUCACAACCACUGAGCUUCCAGGAUUUUCCUCAACUCGAUACCAGUGCUUCAUUUAACCACGAUAUUGCUUUCGAUCAACCCCCCGUUUACGGCUUAGAAAACUAUGGCUUCAUAAACCUGAGCGAUAUGCACCCCCAUGAUAAUCUUUGCGAUAUGUCUGUCCGCGAUCCAUUUCACUUUCCAGCUCAGUGGCCGGUGUCUAAUGCAAAGAUUCCUGCUUCGUGCGACAACGAUUUCGUUUCCAACCAGCUGUUGGAUCUCGACACUACCCUUCAGGGGCUGCCCACACCUGUAGUCCUCGAACCUUCUAUACUCUCUAUUCUAAACAAUACGUUUGUUGAUAAGUUCACUCCCAGUCAGAAGGUGGCCCUCAAGCCCCUGGCUCCCAACAGGCAAACUUGUACCGCCACAAACAAGUCGGAAAGUUAUAUCCCUUAUGGGGACAACUCUCACUCUCCGUUAUUACCCAAACCUUCCCUAUCAUCCAGCUCCAUGCCACCCCCGGCACUUCCCAAAGAUCUGAAACGCAAGAGAUUCUGCGUGGAUAUGCCAGAAUCGGUACCCAAGCACAUGAAGCCCGCCAGCGGUUUGCGUCCCACUCGUUCUAUUGGCAGUUCCUCGGCCAAAAGCUCUGGCUCCGCAAACGAACCGUCUUCCGGAUCCAGUAGCCUGGUUUUAGAUUGUGAUGAGCUAGUCAUCCCUCUUAACAAUCGCUAUGGGUCAUUGAUAGGCUUAGGAGAGCGCUACUAUACUCUGUCAAAGAUCAACAAGGCUAAAAAUGCUCGACCAAUUGCCAAGAAGAAUAAGUCACUUAAGAACUUUGCUUGCAAGUACAUUGGCCCUGAGUUGGGUGAUGUUUGCUUUAUGUUAGGCUCAAAUCAAGAUCCCGAGUGGCUGAUGGAGAUAACUCAAAACAAGCGUAAAAGCAUGGGGUUCUUCCCUAGAAAUGAGGCAGAAUGGCUUCGUCACUUGGCCAUGCAUCGACAUGAUGAAUGGAUCAAAUCACUACGUAACUGGGACUCUAUGGGGAGCAAUGCGACUGAGUGGGAUGACGAGCGGAUUGAUGAGCAGAUUAUGAAAGAUAUUGAAGAGCCGGAAGCUCAGGUGUGGUACCGGAGUGAAAAAAGGAACCGGAAUGAGGAGGUGAUGAUAGAGUGGCUGAAGGCCAGUAGGAAGCCCAACAAGUACAACCGAAAACGGAGGAAUUAA